ACGGUGUGUUACCAAGUUACAGAGAUAUUGUCUCUGGGGAAACCGGAUCCAUGGAGUGCUCCUAAACAUCUCACUGUCACUGCACAAUGCCGGCAGCCGAGGGUCCGCUAUGGUGAGCACACAGAACAGAAGCCUGCAAAUGAAUGUGGCAUUUAUAGAGACAAAGUGAAUGAGUGACCACAUGAAGACAUGUCAGAAAGCUCCUCAGGUGUGAACACAAGCAGUAACAGCUUUUCCAAAUCCUAUUCAUCGCACUGCUCUGAUCUAAGCGAAACCAACACAUCUUUACCAGUUUUGCCAAGCAACAGAAGAACACUGCAGCAAAGCAGUGAUUCUGGCAUUUCAUCUCCUCUUCCAUGUGAUGCCUUCAAAUAUCUAACUUGGCACAAGUUGAAAGAACAUGAUGUACAAGGGACUCAACUUCGUUGUCCUAGAGUAAAAGAAGGACCACCAGAGGAUGAACUAGUAAUAAGAGGAGAGGUACAUCUAUUCCAAGAAAGGACACACACAAAUGAUAAAGAGAUAUGGAGACAAAGACUGCAAGAGAACUGGGAGAACUGUGUGAACAUAAAUCUGUCUUAUCAGGGUCUCGGAGACCCUUACCAGCAAUACAACUUUCAUCGUAUUCUUCUACGUCUGAUAAGAGUAGAAAGGCUUUGGUUGGUUGAUAACUCCUUGAAAGACUUGAGUGCCAUUCGAUUGCCAAGGUGCAAAGAACUAAAUUUAAGCAAAAAUCACUUUAUAUCAUUUAAACAACUGCCAAAGCUUCCUGCAAUCCAGCAUUUAUCACUAGCAGAAAAUAAUAUUGAAUCAUUACAUGGACUUUCGGACUUGAAGCAUUCUCCACUAGAGUCACUUGUUCUGAAGUCAAAUCCAUGUGAGUUUUUGGAAGACUAUAGAUUACGAGUGUUCUCUAUUUUGCCAAACUUGAAAACAUUGGAUGGAAUUCCCAAACUCCCAGAAGAUUGGGCAGCAGCAGAAGAAAGCCAUUUUCUAUUAAGCAAAUGCACAAUUUUGUAACCCUAUUCUUGCAUUAGUGCCUGACAUCUUAUCUUCAAGCAAAGUACAUAUGAAUGUAAAAAAAAAUAAAAAAAUAAGUAAGUUAAUUUUCUCA
Molecule: messenger RNA, 1114 nt
Organism: Pseudophryne corroboree (corroboree frog)
Lineage: Eukaryota; Metazoa; Chordata; Amphibia; Anura; Myobatrachidae
Product: dynein axonemal assembly factor 11-like
Exons: 7
Coding region: 190-1020 (276 amino acids)
Molecular function (GO): protein binding
Source: RefSeq, a predicted model, not a curated record